AUGUGCCCAUCUAGCCGACCCUCCCAACACCACUAUACACCUCGCUACUCACCACGAUAUCGGUCCGUCGUAACGACUCUCCUCAUCCUCCUCUGCAUACCGAUCUUCUUCUACCACCUCAUACCAAGAUAUACUUCCGCCACCGACGGCAUAAUAUCCUCGCUGGCACACAAAUUACAUCCUGCUGGGACGACGAGCAGUUUCUGCACAAAAGAGGUUGGAUCACUGCAGUGCUGCGCAUUAUACCUGGCUGCUGCGCCAUGUCAGGAUGAAUGCAGGAAGAACCAUAUGGACAGGGAGACGUUGGCUUUGACAAAGGAGUAUGAUGAGUGUACGGAUCAGUGUCUGGUCGGAUACAACAAGACUUGUAUGACCAAGACCACAGAAGACGCCGACGAACAGACAAAAACGGAGCCGCCGCGACAACGAGGAUCAAGAACAGCAGAGUGGUGGUCAACGGUCCAACAUACUUCGGAAUGA
Alternaria burnsii is the source of this 480-nucleotide messenger RNA. RefSeq lists its product as uncharacterized. The coding region runs from base 1 to 480 and encodes 159 amino acids. The record is from RefSeq and is a predicted model, not a curated record. The transcript has a single exon. Lineage: Eukaryota; Fungi; Ascomycota; Dothideomycetes; Pleosporales; Pleosporaceae.